AAAAAAAAGCGAGAGUUCAGUAAAGCUGUAUUUUCCCUUUGAAGAAAAAUCACCCACGCCGGAGGAGGAGAAUUCCGUCCCCACCGCGUCCGCCGUCCCAAAUCCACGCCCACCGCCGCUCGGACUCGCCUCCGCCGUCAGCCAUGGCCUCCCAGCCGCCGUCUUCGUCGUCUACCAGUAUCGCUUCUUUCCGCGACGACCUCCUCCGCGAGGUCUUCCUCCGGCUGCCGGACCUCCCGACGCUCGUCCGCGCCGCUUUCACCUGCCGCGCCUUCCGCGCCGCCGUCCGCUCGUCCCCUUCCUUCCGCCGUAGCUUCCGCGCGCUCCACGCGCCGUCCCUCCUCGCCUUCCUACUCGAACCCUACAUGCAAGUAAUCCCCGCCUUCCCCUCCGCCUGGCGCCGCCGCUCCGACCCGGACCUCGUCGCCGCCUUCUGCGCCGCCGAUUUCUUCGACAUAGGCCGCCUCUCACGCGACGGCCAGGGCCCCGGGUGGGAGAUCCAUGCCCAGCUACCCAACUUCGACGGCUACGUCCUCCUCGUCAACGGGCGCACCGAGCAGAGAGCCGGGGAGGGGGUCAGCUACAACCCCUUAACGCAGUCCCUGAAUCUGUUCCUCUGGAGGAACCUCAUAGACACCCACUUCGAGUUCCACACGCUCCCCUCCGAAGACGAUGGCCAGGGGCCGCCGUCCCGCGUGGUCUGCGUCCGGCAUGACUGCUCAUGGACGAAGGCGAGCGUCGCCGUCUUCUCAUCAGGCACUAUGGAGUGGCAAUUUUUCCCGAGGACUACGCUGCUGCUGCGUGAGUACGAUAGGGCCAAGCCUGCCACGGUGGUGCGUGGGCUCGUUUGCUGGGCAGAAUGGAUGGAUGACCAGAUCGUGAUGCUCGACACUGCCACCUUUCAGUUCUCUCUAAUGGACCUGCCGACGCCUUUGAAGAAUGGGGGAUGGGAAGAGACAACGUUUAAGCUCGGCGAGACCAAGGAUGAGAAGCUCUGUAUUGUAGAUAUAAUGGGGAACACACAGACACUUGUUGCUUGGUUCCUGACAGCCGAAGACCAUGGUGUCGUCGAGAGGUGGACGAUGUACAGGACGUUCUCAUUGCAGCCGAUUGUUAAGGAGUUCACUAAUUGCUCGAUAGAGGAAGAGGUUGUCAUGCGGGUUGAAGCGGUCAUCGAUGGCUUUGUCUACCUCUCUAUUCAAUGCCAAAAAGACACUAAACCUUGUCAGGUGUUCCUAUCCUUAUGCCUGGAAACAGCGGAAAUGAACGAGCUCUUUAAGGAUGAUGGAUCUAGGUAUUAUGAGGAAGCCCAUCCCUACGUCAUGCAAUGGCCUCCCUCUUUGGUACAAAACAAGGAAGAAUCAGAAACUGAAGUUACUGUAGACAAUGUUGCAGAUUAUGGCCGCGUGGGCACAAAAGAAGCUUCCUCUGUCCUUGUCACAGCAUUGCAGUCAUUCAAACAAGCUCUGAUCAUGAAUGAUGAUGAAGAUAUCAUGGCAGCGGUAGAUGCCUACCUGAGUCCUAUCGAGGAUGAUUUCAAGAGCUCCCUUAUGAGCAAAAUCACUGCUUUGGAUGCACAAUUGACAACUGCAAGAGACCGUAUUUUGAGGAUAAGUGCAUGGGAUGAGGUCUACAUGCCAAGCAUUGUAAGAGAAACCUGACGAUGACAAGUGUGCAAGGGGAAGCUUCAGAGAGCUUGUUGCCACUUCGUUUCCAGUUGGAAUAGCCUAUCAGGAUUUAGGAGUGAUGUGUGUUUAUUCUGAUGAUAUGAGCUUUUGUUGUACUAUAUACUAGGUCUGGUAAUUCAGACAGCAAAGCAGCAAAUUUACGGCUGUGAAAGCCUGAAACCCUCUUGCUGUUCCAAAGCAGCUCAGGCUCACACACAAAAAUAAGGCAGCUCAGACUCACAGUGAAAACUGAAAAGAAAGCCCAAUAAUCUAGAAGCUCCCCUCAACCUCGAUGACUGCCGCGGCCUCUCCAAGCAGGUCGCCUCCAAGAUCCUCAAUGGUCAGCAUCCUCCGACCCAGUGUACGGCUAUGAGCGCUGCAAGCGCCGCAAGGUUGCAGGAUCAAUGGCUUGCUCCAAGUACAGCCGUAACAUGCUGUAGUCAUUGGUGUUCCGCCCGCCCCAUGGCCGGCUCCAUGUGGCUGAGUUUGGUGGCUGCCGUCCGUCGCCCAGCCUGGUUGUGGAUUUUCCGCGUCUCGAGCAAGCAACCCACCCUGUACAGGGUUACCUUGAUGGAGGAGACUUUCCAUGGCAUGCUCUCUGGCUGCCCUGCAUUGCAGAGCCUUCUGCUGGAGGAGAUUGUGCGCCCUGGCUGCCUCCGCAUCAGCGGUCCAACUCUCAGGAGCAUCGUAUUAUGUGCUCCUUGUCCUUGGGACAAACAAGUUGCCACUGACAAUGCCCAAGAGCUGGUCAUUGGGAGAUUGCUACCACUCAAUCCAAGGUAUGGUCCCAGGACUAUCUGAAUAAUCUGGGCUUACAAACUGAAGAUAUGGGUUUGCCGAGUUCCAGCAUAUUUCAGCUCCUUCUUGAUACAACACCUUUUGAGAAAAUGCUUGCCGUUAGCCUGACAACUGCAAUGCACACUGAACGUUUUGGCUCUUGAUGGCAUUGUCCCUGAUUUGGUGGAUGCAGUUGGCUUUCUCAAGUGCUUCCCCUGCUUGGAGUGGCUGUAUAUCAUUAAGGGAGUCAUUGUACCCAGGAAGUGUGCCUCGCUGGAUGAUUCAACAGAAUGCCUUGAGCUCCAUCUCAAAGUGGUGUUGAAGGGCUACUGUGGCAAGGGUGUGGAAGUUGACUUUGCCAGGUUCUCCUUUUUGAAUGUGAAAGUGCUAGAGAUAAUGGAAUUUCGAGUCGUUGAUAACUGGAACAACAAAUGGAGGGCUAAGCAAAACGGGCAGCUACAAGUGGAAGACAGAGCUUCCCGCCGAUACUCGAUUUGAGUUCUAAAGACUUCUUUGGGUACUUUGUACUUACAAAGACAACGAUAAGCUUACAUGAUCUGUCAGUGGCUGAUCUGUUUGACGCCUCCUUCUUGGACGGAUAUGUUACCCUUUGAGAAGGUAUCUUCGUGUCACGUUCAGAGUAUAAAUUUGAUACUGUAUCUAAUUUGUACCCUGAAGGUGUUUGAGCCGUUUGAUGCUCUGUCCCUACAACGUGAUCUGCUCCAUAUAUAGUUCAAGAAGUGUGCAAUCUUAAUUUCUGUUUCAAAGACACAGAAAGGGGUUUCUCUUUCUGUUCUCUUAGACGCUAUGCUACAUUGGUGUUUCUGUUUCUUUGCUUCUUGGUACUGUACUACGUUUUUGUAAGCUGGUGACACCAGCAGCUAAUUACAUUACCAACCUCUCACUUGAGCA
This is a messenger RNA of Brachypodium distachyon (stiff brome), 3356 nucleotides long. RefSeq lists its product as uncharacterized. NCBI's taxonomy places the organism in Eukaryota, Viridiplantae, Streptophyta, Magnoliopsida, Poales, Poaceae. The record is from RefSeq and is a predicted model, not a curated record. The transcript is spliced from 4 exons. The coding region runs from base 144 to 1661 and encodes 505 amino acids. Gene Ontology annotation, molecular function: protein binding.